Messenger RNA from Hipposideros armiger (great roundleaf bat), 4730 nucleotides. RefSeq names its product gem nuclear organelle associated protein 4 (gene GEMIN4). Gene Ontology annotation, biological process: rRNA processing; spliceosomal snRNP assembly. Bases 1399 to 4542 code for a protein of 1047 amino acids. The record is from RefSeq and is a predicted model, not a curated record. NCBI's taxonomy places the organism in Eukaryota, Metazoa, Chordata, Mammalia, Chiroptera, Hipposideridae. The transcript is spliced from 2 exons. Gene Ontology annotation, cellular component: SMN complex.
CGCCGUUUCUUGGCUGGUAUCUUGCCCCCCCUCGGGCCACUUCCCAAGUGAAGGGCCAAGAGGAUGUGAAGUUAGAUUUCCUGAAAGUGGAGAGGGUUCAUACACGUGCUUUGGAAAAUGCCGGGCUGGGAGGACGCCCAGGGGAAUCCUGGAUGCCCCGACUGUCUCAUUUAUUGAACGUCUAGUUAGUUCUAGAGCAGGUGUCUUACGCUCAGGAGUUCCUCAUCGAUAAAACGGGGAUGAUGAUGUAUCCACCUCACAGAGUUUUAGGGCGUUUUCAUUGAGACCACGUGUGCACAGUGUCCGAUAUUAGUGCCUUGCGCGUAGCUAGCGUUCAUUAGACUAGCCGUUGUGGGGAGGGUUGCAACAGCCGAGAUGGCGCGUGCACCUUGAUUCAGAAUCUUCAGGGGCCAAGUUUGGGAGAAGAGAGAGAGGAGCUGGUAUAAAUCAGUGGCUCCUUGCCCAGCCUCUCACCCUUGUGGACGUGCUCCUAAGGGGAUAAGACCAGGAGACUGCUCUGGGAGAGGCUGAGUGAGGCACCCCAAGGGAUGCCAGUAAUACUAGGCUGUGGAGAAAAGUUGUGGUCCCUGGCCCCAGCCAGCUCUUAAGUGGUGAAAUGGUAGAGUUGGAAGAGUUUGGAGCUUACAGCUGUGGUCAUUUAUUUCAGGCCUGGUGGAACAACAGCUCUGUAGUUGCAACAUCCUCAGCAAAUUGUGUCUGAGUCUCAAUGUUCCCAUCUCUAAAACAGGAAUAAUACAGUCCUCAAAAGGUUGACUGGAAGAUUAAAAGAGAUCUUACAUGCGUACCACCUAGUGCUGUGCCUGGCACGGAGUAAACACUUGAUAAAUAUAAAGUAAUGGGCACUCACAAGCACCAGUUAAUCAGUAGUGAUAAAAGACUUGGGAAUUACCCAGCUAUUAACUGCUCCUGGGACUUAUUCCUUUGCAAAACAUGUGUGUGUCCUUACUGCCUCUGGAAGGUAGACGUUGGGGGCCAAACAUCUCAGGUGAGCUGACAGCAAUAAAAUUCAAUUUACAGAGUCAUAAGGGAAUAUAUUUUGGCUCUCUGGCGAGCAGCCUGAGCCAGAAAGAAAUUCCAGAACCUCCAAAGAGACCCCUCAGCAACCUGACCCUCCCUGGGAGUGGGCCUCUACCACUGGGAGCCAAGGUGGAUUGCCUUCACCAGUGGGCUGAUCCUGUGGCCUUUUGCUGCUCCCAUAAAUGGUCGAAGGAGCAGGAUAUUCUUUAAUCUGCUGGAAUCAGGAGUCUAUUGGCUCCCAGCCUGGGGAGAUGGGUUCUUGGGGGCCUUGGGAACUGAGGAAAGGGUGGCAUCUCUGGGCCCUGGGAAAGGACAGAGGACUCGGGAAUAUUGAACAGACCCUUAAAUAUCUGUGAAGAAAUGACUAUUUUGCACGGAGGCUUUUUGCUGGCUGAGCAGCUGUUCAGCCCCAAAGCAUUGGCAGAAUUGACCAAGUCUGACUGGGAGCAUGUUGGGCGGCCCAUUGUGGAGGCCUUGAGGGAGAUCUCUGCCACAGCAUGCUCCCAGCCCUUUGCCUGGAAGAAGAAGGCUCUGGUUAUCAUCUGGGCCAAGGUUCUUCAGCCCCACCCCAUCACCCCUUCUGACACUGAAACUCGGUGGCAGGAAGAUGUGUUCUUUUCAGUAGGCAACAUGAUCCCUGCCAUCAAUCACACGGUCCUUUUUGAACUGCUCAAGUCCCUGGAAGCUUCUGGACUCUUUAUCCAGCUCCUGAUGGCCCUGCCUACCACCAUCUGCCGUGCAGAACUAGAGCAUUUUUUGGAGCACAUGGCUAUUGACACUUCUUCAAAGGAUGUGGCCUUCUUCCUAGAUGUCUGGUGGGAAAUGAUGAAGCACAAGGGUAAUCAGCAGGAUCCCCUGCUCUCCCAGUUUAAGACAAUGGCCCAUAAGUACUUGUCCUCUUCAGAUGACUUCUCCCACCCUCCAAAGAGGUUUAAGUCAGACCCAGAUGUGUGUCCUACCAUGCCCCUGUUGGCCAUGCUGCUCACUGGCCUGAAGCAAAUCCAAAACAGAAUCCUAUGCCCCGGAAUGAAGUGCUGUGCAUUAGCCAACUUGGCUGACAUGCUGACCGUGUUUGCACUGAUGGAGGACGACCCUCAGGAAGUGUCUGCGACUGUGUAUCUAGACAAACUGGCCACAGUGGUCUCCGUGUGGAAUUCGGACACCCAGAACCCUUAUCACCAACAGGCAUUGGCAGAGAAGGUCAAGGAGGCAGAACGGGACGUCAGCCUGAGCUCGAUGGCCAAGCUCCCGAACGAGACGAUUUUCAUUGGGUUUGAGUUCAUGCGCAGCCUGCUGCGGGAGUGGGGGGAGGAGCUGCAGGCCAUGCUCAACAGCAGCCAGGGAAUGAGUUACGACAGCUACCGGCUGUGUGACAGUCUGACUUCCUUCAGCCAGAACUUGAAGCUCUAUCUGGAUACCACCAGCUUGCCCAAGGAGGAAAGGCAGGUGGUCUCUGAUCUGGCAGAGUGUGUUGGGGACUUCCUGAGAAAAACGAACACGGUGCUGAACAAGGGCUUGGAGAAGGACAUCACUGCCUCAAUCGCCAUGGCCAUCAUUGAGCAGAAGAUGGACCGGCAUAUGGAAAUGUGCUACAUUUUUGCUUCUGAGAAGAAGUGGGCCUUCUCGGACGAGUGGCUAGCCUGCUUGGUUAAUAACCAGGCUCUCUUCCAAGAGCCAGACUUGGUGUUAAAGCUGCUGGAAACAGUGGUGGAAGUCAGCACGACAGACACAGCCAUUCCCAAAUCUCAGAUCAAACAAGUGAUCGAUUUGAUCCUGGAAUGUUAUGCAGACCUCUCAAUGCCAGAUAAAAAUAAAGUCCUCUCAGGUGUUCUGCUUUCCUGGGGGAGAAAGGGCCUCUCUGAGAAGUUGUUGGCUUACUUGGAGGGGUUUCAGGAAGACCUCAACAUGACUUUUAACCAGCUUGCGCAGAGUGCCUCUGAACAGGGCUUGGCUAAAGCUGUGGCCUCUGUGGCCCGCCUGGUAAUACUGUACCCAGAGAUCACAGUGAAGAAAAUGUGCAGCAUGGCUGUGGUCAAUCUCGGCACCCACAAGUUCCUGGCUCAGAUUCUGACCACCUUCCCCGCCCUUAAGUUCACAGAAGAGCAGGGUCCCAAUGCAUCCACCACUUUCAUGGUGUCAUGCCUCAAAGAAACUGUCUGGACAAAGUUCUCUACACCCAAGGAAGAAAAGCAAUUUUUGGAGCUCCUGAGCUGCCUGAUGAGUCCUGUGAAGCCUCAGGGGAUGCCAGUCGCUGCUCUUCUUGAGCCAGAUGAGGUGCUAAAGGAAUUUGUCUUGCCUUUUUUGAUGCUAGAUGUGGAAGAGGUGGACAUCAGUCUGAAGAUCUUCAUCCAGACUCUCGAAGCAGACGCCUGCUUAAAGGAAUUCUGGCUCCAGACCUGUGCUCCGUUUCCCCUCAUCUUCAGCUUGUGCCAGCUCCUGGAUUGCUUCAGCAAAUACUGGCAGCUCCCCAAGGAGAAGCGGUGCCUCUCUUUGGAUGAGAAGGAUCUAGUGAUCCAGAUCCUGGAGCUCCUCUGUGAGAUUGUAUUAGCUAAUGCUGAGACGUUUUCCCCAGACACCUGGAUCAAGUCCCUGUCCUGGCUCCACCGGAAGUUGGAGCAGCUAGACUGGACUGUGGGCCUGAGACUGAAGAACUUUUUUGAAGGGCACUUCAAGUGUGAAGUGCCCGCCACACUUUUUGAAAUCUGUAAGCUUUCUGAGGAUGAGUGGACCUCCCAGACCCACCCUGGAUAUGGGCCAGGAACAGGGCUUCUUGCCUGGAUGGAAUGCUGCUACGUUUCCAGCAGCAUCUCUGAGCAGAUGCUCUCCCUCUUGGUGGUGGAUGUGAGUAACCCUGAAGAGGUCAGAUUGUUCAGCAAGGGCUUUCUGGUGGCCCUGGUGCAAGUCAUGCCUUGGUGCAGCAGCCGGGAAUGGCAAUACCUUUACCAGUUGACCAGGAAACUGUUGGAGAAACAACUCCUGCACGUCCCUUAUAGCCUGGAAUAUAUUCAGUUUGUUCCUCUGCUCAACUUGAAGCCUUUGGCCCAGGACCUCCAACUCUCCGUACUCCUCCUGAGAGCGUUCCAGUUUCUCUGCAGCCAGAGUUGUCGUAAUUGGCUUCCUAUGGAAGGCUGGAGCCAUGUAGUCAAACUCCUCUGUAGCAGUCUGACCAACCUUCUGGACUCAGUUAGGUUGACACAGUCAGCUGGUGCUUGGGCCCAAGGUCAAGAACAGGACCUGACCCAGGAAGCCCUCUUUUUUUAUACCCAGGUAUUCUGUCACGUUCUGCACAUCAUGGCCAUGCUCCACCAAGAGGUGUGUGAACCACUGUACGUUUUGGCCUUGGAAAUCCUCACCUGCUAUGAAACCCUGAGCAAGACCAUCAACCCUUCUGUUAGUGCCUUGCUCCAGAAGGUAAAUGACCAGCGCUUCUUAAAGUCCAUUGCCAAGAACAUUAGCCCUGAGGAGUGGCGCCAAACCCUGCUGCAGAAGAUCAGCAACUUCUGACCGCUGUAGAUCAGAAAACAGCUGGGCCUCUGCUGGGUGGGGUCUAUAGGGGCUAGAACUGAGAAACACAACCUUUUCAGUUAUGUGAACUUGUACACAAGCUAAAAAGCAUAUGGUAAUAACAAUGUAAAGAAAAUAGUUCCUUAGGUAAUUGUAACAUACAAACUAUAAGAAAAUUUUGAGUUUCA